UUAAAACCAAUAACAGCUUAUUCAGAUUCUGGACAUGUAGUAUAAAAAGCCAUGAAUUAAAAAACAUCGUCAGUUCGUCUCCAAACCUACAACCGGCUUGCAAAAUGAAAUUCCUCGUAGUCCUCGCCGUUGCCGUAGCCUGCGCUAGCGCAGAUGUCUCUCACAUCGUCAAAGAUGAGGCUUCUGCCCCGGUCUUGAAGUCCAGCUACGACAUCUCACCUGAGGGUAACUUCCAGUACCUCUAUGAAACCGGCAACGGAAUCGUCGCCCAAGCCGACGGCUCCGUCAAGAACGUUAACUCUGAGUACCCCGCUGUCGGAAUUGUUGGUGGAUACAAAUACACCGCCCCUGACGGUCAGGUCAUCGACGUUGUCUACAAGGCCGACGAGAACGGAUACCAGCCCCAGGGUAGCCACCUCCCCGUCGCUCCCCCCACCCCUGAGCCAAUCCUCCGCGCUCUCGCCUGGAUCGCCGCUCACCCACCCGCAGUCGAGAAGGUCGCUCCUGCCCGUUUCGCCUGAACAACCACGAUAUCCAACCAACACAACACUGCCAUAAUGUAGAUAAUAAAUUGUUAAAUAUUUA
This is a messenger RNA of Manduca sexta (tobacco hornworm), 585 nucleotides long. RefSeq names its product larval cuticle protein LCP-17. Gene Ontology annotation, molecular function: structural constituent of chitin-based larval cuticle. The coding region runs from base 105 to 521 and encodes 138 amino acids. Gene Ontology annotation, cellular component: chitin-based extracellular matrix. The record is from RefSeq and is a predicted model, not a curated record. The transcript has 4 exons. NCBI's taxonomy places the organism in Eukaryota, Metazoa, Arthropoda, Insecta, Lepidoptera, Sphingidae.